This is a messenger RNA of Pieris macdunnoughi, 891 nucleotides long. The record is from the annotation of a GenBank genome assembly. NCBI's taxonomy places the organism in Eukaryota, Metazoa, Arthropoda, Insecta, Lepidoptera, Pieridae.
AUGUUGCUGUGGAUAGCGCUGUUAAUGGCCGCGUUGUCGCAGCCUGCCGAUGGCGGCGGCAGAUCGGGGCCGGCUUUCGACAGCUCGCAGCAGACGACGGUAGUGGCGAGCGCCGGAGGUAGCGUGGAACUUCACUGUCGCGUUCUGCGGCUUGCCGAUCGCGCUGUUUCGUGGGUGCGAUCGAGCGAUCUACAGAUCCUUACACACGCCGGCGCUGUUUUUACGGCCGAUACUCGCGUUUCCUGCGCUGCAGCCUCUCAAGAAGACCCACGUGGCACCGUCCACUCACUGCGGAUAGAAGUGCUCCGAGCCAGCGAUUCUGGCCGUUACGAGUGUCAAAUUAACACUGAGCCUAAAAUGAGUCUCUUCUUCAACCUCACUGUUAUCGAAUGGGACCUGCCAGUGGUAUCCGUGUCGGUGCUGAGCGGCUCAGUGCAGCGGGCGGUGUUGGGCGGCUCGGCGAUACUAUCGUGUGAGGCACGCUACGAGCCUUCUGCCGCACUGGCAGCGAUUCCUGCCGCCGCUCUCGCUGCCCUACCCCCGCUCACGUUGCAUUGGGAGCAUAAUGGCGAAGCUCUUAAUCCACAGAGUGCAAGAGGCGGCAUCUCUUUAGAGACAGAACGGUGGGAGACUCGCCUAGAGUCGCGGCUGACUUUGGCGGCGUUAGUGGUGAAGGAUGCGGGUCGGUACGUGUGCGCUGCACCCGCCGACUGCGCGACGAUCUCGUUACGCCUCUAUCGUCGGGAGGGGGACGAUCGAGACGAUGAUAUUAUAGACGGUGAGAUGGAGAUGCAGCGAGAUGAGCCCGAGCCACGCCUCAGUUCCGCUCCGUCGCUCGUCGCGCUUCUCAAAAUCGUUACAAUAGGCACGCUUGUUGCUAUCGGUUCGUGA